GAAACUAUGCGCAGACGUGAAAUGUGGUCAUCGAAGCAUCAGUUCAUGAUUCCUCAUGCUCAACAGCUGAUUGCAAUCUGGGCAUUAUACAUGAUUGUUGAAUUAGCUGGACUCAGCGAAGCAAAACCAUCAGGUGGUGUUAACGGAAAAAAUGUAUGUCGUACAGACGCCUGUCAACAAAGAGCUAAAUAUAUACUGGACGGUAUGAACCAAACCGAAGAUCCAUGCACUGAUUUCUAUGCCUACGUGUGUGGAAACUGGAAAAAGUCCCACCAGAUUCCUGAUCACAAGAAUAUGAUAGGACAUCAUGACAUCCUUGCUGAUAAAGCCGAGGAGGACGUAACACCUGUGGACGAGGGAAACAAAUUUGAGGACCUGCUGAAAUUACUAAAGGAGAAAGGAUUUACCAAGUGGCCAAUACUGAAAGGGGAAGAUCCACCUUAUAGUACCUACAAUGAGCUGCUCAAUAAAACAGGUUUUUCGCCACUCAUUCAUUUUCAAGUAUACCAGGACGCUAAAAGAAAUGAAAAAUAUGUGAUAUACCUCGACCGAAUUACGUUUAGCUGGCUUGAUCGAAGCCAGCUGAUUCACCAAACUAAAGAAACCAACAAAAAAAUAGUACAGGCCUACAAAGAACUUAUUAGUACAUCUGUGAAGCUCUUCAGAAGCGAUACAAAUGACAAGGGGACGGAGGCACAGGACGUUUCUGAAGAAAUUUUGCAGUUCGAGGCAAAACUCGCAAAGAUCUCCUUACCGACCGUAAACAGGCGUAACGCUUCAUUGCUGUACAACGAAGCGAAUAUCUCCAUUUUGACCGAAGAGUUUCCAAAGAUUAAAUGGAUGCAAAUACUGAACAGUGUGUUUUCACACGCCAAUAUAACCCUUGACACAAGUGAACGAGUAAUUCUGAUCCAGCCGCAGUAUAUUUAUGAUCUCGAGAAUAUUCUGGAGAACACAAGUUUAUCUACGCUGUAUAAUUAUGUAUACUGGACACAAAUUCGGACACAUGGAUCUGUGGCGUCCAAGACGUUUGAGCAGUUAGCAUUUGACUUUAAGAAAGGGGCAUCUGGAGUAAAAACAGACGUUCCGCUUUGGAAGAAGUGUACCUCGGCAAUAUCAGGCGUAUUGAAACAUGCACUGGGUCGUCUUUAUGUGGAUUAUUUUUUUAAGCCCAAAGCUAAACGCAGUAUGGACCACUUAGUGGAUGUCCUGAACAGUACCUUUGGGGAAAUGCUUGAAAAUAAUACAUGGAUGGAUAAGGAUACUCGUGAGGAGGCAUUAAAAAAGAUUCAAAAAAUGAUUUAUAAAAUCGGUUAUCCUGAUUGGAUUCACAAUGACACGUAUCUUAAUGAACUUUAUGAACAUGUACCUGACAUUUCCUUGAACGACUCAUUUCUGAACGUCUUGCACAGUCUGGAGCAAAAUAACUUUAUUAAAAACCUUAAAAAUUUACGUCAACCGUAUAAUAAGGAAGAUGAGUGGGACGCUGGCGUGGCAAUAGCGAACGCGUUUUACAACUCAAUGACAAACGCUAUCACUUUCCCUGCUGGAAUACUUCAUCCGCCAUUUUAUCAAGACGAUGUUCCUUCAUCAAUCAAUAUGGCAGCAAUUGGCUCUGUCAUUGGCCAUGAAAUUACUCAUGCUUUUGAUGACAACGGAAACCAAUAUGAUGCUGAUGGAAAGCUGAGGAACUGGUGGACAGACGCCGCAAAACAAGCGUUCCUAAAAAGAGCUGAUUGCUUUGUACAGCUGUACAACGUAACUGUAAAAGAAGUCAACAUGACUGUAAACGGAUAUUAUACUCUAAAUGAAAAUAUGGCUGACAACUCUGGUUUAACAGCAGCCUAUCUGGCAUGGAAAAAGUUCAAUGAUACGGAACAACUCCUUCCUGGUCUAGAACACUUAACGGGAGACAAGCUGUUCUUCGUUUCGAAUGCCAAUGUCUGGUGCCAGAACAUCAGGGAAGAAAGGCUGCGACAUGAUCUGUACAAUGACAACCACAGUCCUACCAAAUAUCGAGUGAACCUUCCAAUGGGAAAUUCUCAAGCUUUUCUGGAUGCAUUCAGCUGCGGCCCCUGUUCACCCAUGAACGUUAAAAAUAAGUGCGUUGUGUGGUGA
Ixodes scapularis (black-legged tick) is the source of this 2118-nucleotide messenger RNA. Its product is annotated as neprilysin-1-like. The record is from RefSeq and is a predicted model, not a curated record. Gene Ontology annotation, biological process: protein processing. Bases 7 to 2118 code for a protein of 703 amino acids. NCBI's taxonomy places the organism in Eukaryota, Metazoa, Arthropoda, Arachnida, Ixodida, Ixodidae. Gene Ontology annotation, molecular function: metalloendopeptidase activity. Gene Ontology annotation, cellular component: plasma membrane. The transcript is spliced from 19 exons.